Molecule: messenger RNA, 1709 nt
Organism: Halichondria panicea
Lineage: Eukaryota; Metazoa; Porifera; Demospongiae; Suberitida; Halichondriidae
Exons: 1
Coding region: 66-1529 (487 amino acids)
Source: RefSeq, a predicted model, not a curated record
AUUCAUAAUAAUUAUGUUAUAUUUUCUCAAAGCAAAGCAUAGCCAAGAAAGACUAACUCAAGAUUAUGACAAGACUAGUUGGCCUAAUUGUACUAGCACUAGCGCUGGUUUGCCUCUCAAAUGCUCAAGACAGCUGCCCAAGCAAUCCAUUGGUCGGAUUCACUGCACUAACACCAGAGCAGCUGAGGGGGGAGAUUCGGUCCAACUUGCAAGAAUCGAUGGCUGAAAUUCUCGAUGCCUUGAGCAAAGAGAUAUCGACGCAGUCAUCAAAUUCUCUGAGUGAGAUUAACAGUGCGGUUCAGACGGGACAAGCUUCGGUACUGGAGUUAAACAAACAGCUCGAACAAUCUAUUCUGAACAAUAUGGAGAGAGUGGUGGAAACACAAGUGAAAAAAGAAUUAGCUAACUUCUUUGAAAGCAUCAUUAACAAUUUAACAGCAAUAACACAACCCACUCUGAUUCCAACAACACCCACAACACGACCAACAGAACCCCCAAUAACACCUAUGACAACUACUACCGCUACAACAAACCUACCAACAACAACCACAACACAACCAACAGAACCUCCAACAACAGCUACGACAGUACCAACAGAACCACCAACAACAGCUACGACACAACCAACAGAACCACCAACCCAACCCACACAGCCGACUACUACAAAGGCAACCACAGCACCACCCCCAACUACACCUCAGAUUGGACUCACUCCGCUCAAUCCAGCCGUCUCUUGCCAAGAAGUCCUUGAGACCAUACCGGAAGCUCUCUCUGGCAAUUAUUGGGUGGUGUCCAGAUUGGAAGGGGGGCAAACCAUACCGAGGAGAGUGUAUUGUGACAUGGAACGCAGCUGUGGGGGACUCAGUGGUGGGUGGAUGAGAGCAGCCAACGUGAAUAUGAGAGAUCUUCAACAGACCUGCCCUGAGAACUUCCAAGUGUGGACGGACACAAACCUACAGCCAUUGCGACUAUGCCGUACGGUAGACACUGGUGCCGGUUGUAUAGGCUCCUUCUUCCCAGUCAACGGGAUAAGCUACUCACAUGUGUGUGGUCGAAUCAUAGGCUAUCAAGACAGAACACCGAACGCUUUCUUUCCGUAUCAAUCAUCUAGCACCCGGAGUAUUGACGACGUGUACGUGGAUGGUAUUAGCCUCACACACGGCACAGAGAGGCAACACAUAUGGACAUUUGCAGCAGCUUUGGACGAGACUUUAGGCCACCUCUCCUCUUGUAGGUGUUCGAAUGCCGGCUUUAGGCAAGCAGCCACGAUUCCGGAUUUUGUCAGUAAUGAUUACUUCUGUGACACGGGGAGCAGAGAAGAUGCAGGUUUCGAGUUUUACGACAGUGAUCCGUUAUGGGAUGGAGCUGGGUGUGGUGAAGUCAGCUCGUGUUGUACGUUUAACAACCCCCCGUGGUUUUACAAGAGUCUGAUUGCUACUAGUGAUGACAUAGAGAUGAGAGUGUGCAGAGAUUCACCCGUGGCUAACGAAGACAUUCUGUUAGAGAUUGUGGAACUAUACGUGCGCUGAGUUAAUAGUGAGAACAAUAGCCUAUCUUGAUGUGUGAACAGUAAUAAUGUGAUGAGGUAUACAAACAACAGCUGAAUAAACAAUAACUUAGAGUGUGUAUAUAUAUGAGGAGAGAGCAAUACAUAAACUGUGUGAAUGUGAAUAGUGAAAGCAUUGAUCUAAUGAGAGUCUCCAUGACAA